Physella acuta is the source of this 2663-nucleotide messenger RNA. Its product is annotated as phospholipase A2 group XV. NCBI's taxonomy places the organism in Eukaryota, Metazoa, Mollusca, Gastropoda, Physidae. Gene Ontology annotation, biological process: lipid metabolic process. The record is from RefSeq and is a predicted model, not a curated record.
GAUAGGCAUAGAGUCAGAGUUGUCGAACCUAGUUAGUAACCAGAAACAAAAUGUCGUGGAUUUCGACUAAAGAACAGAUUUCCAUUUUUAGUUUUGUGUUAUGUUUCAUUCAUGUGAAUUGUGCUCCUCAGUACCCUGUUAUAUUAGUCCCUGGAGAUGGAGGAUCACAGUUGGUAGCUAAACUAAACAAAACAUCUGUACCUCACUACUGGUGUACCAAACAGACUGUGGGUUAUGAAUCUAUUUGGAUAAAUCUUGAAGAGUUAGUGCCUACUGUAAUUGAUUGCUUUGUGGACAACAUGAGAUUGGUAUAUGAUGCAAAGACAAGAAAAACAUCUAAUAGUCCAGGGGUUGAUAUUCGUACAGUAGAUUUUGGCAACACCACACCAGUAGAGUGGCUAGAUCCAAGUAAAACGUCACACUAUUUUCCAUUCUUAUCCUACUUUUACCCUAUUGUCAAUGACUUAGUGUCAAUUGGCUACAUACGUGGCGUAUCAGUAAGAGGGGCUCCAUUUGAUUUUCGUAAAGCACCAAAUGAGUUGGAUGAUUACUACAAUGAUAUGAAAAAUUUGGUGGAAGAUACCUACAAAAAGAACAAUAAUUCUAAGGUUGUUAUAGUUGCCCAUAGCAUGGGUAAUCCUGUAAGCUUGUAUUUUCUGAACCAUCAACCCAAAGCAUGGAAAGAUCAGUACAUUCAAUCCUUAGUUUCACUUGCUGGUGUAUGGGGCGGAGCAGUCAAACCAUUAAGGCUAAUGUCCUCUGGUGACAGUUUGGGUGUCAUCAUUGUAUCCCCUUCACAUGUUCGACCAGAGCAGAGAUCCAUGCCCAGCACAGCUUUUCUCAUGCCCAGUGAGAAGUUUUGGAAACCAUCUGAAGUCCUGGUGAUGACACCCAAGAAGAACUACACUGUUGUUGAUUACAAGGAGUUCUUCGCCGACCUCAACUUCACUGAUGGAUAUGAAAUGAGGAAAGAUACAGAGAAUCUGAUCGGUGACCUGACCCCACCAGAAGUCACGGUUCACUGCCUGCAUGGCUCCGGUGUCGAAACCCCUGACAUGCUUAUCUUUGGGGAAGGAGAGUUUCCGGAUGUGUAUCCCAAAGUUAAACCAGGGGACGGGGAUGGUACUGUGAACCUGCGAAGUCUCUUAGGGUGUUUGAGCUGGCAGGGGAAUCAGAAAGAGCCAGUGUAUCACCAGGUGAUAGACAAGGCCGAACAUAUGGCAAUACUGCAAGACGAGGCUGUGAGAAAGUACAUAAUGGAUGUAGUGACAGGAAAGAGAUGAUGAAACAUCACAAGUCAUUCAGUCACCCGACAUUUACAUUUAUCUUUGGUACAGAGUUAUUGUGUUAGACUCUGUUUAAAACUAGAUGCUUAAGGAUUUGGUUCUGACUAUUUUUCCAGGACCAAAAGGAAGUUAGUUUCUUCAUUUCAUAUUUAUUAAAUAGUAUUAAGUUAUUUAAACUUUUGACUUUUGUUUUGGAAAAGUUUAACUGAGUAAAAGAUUUUACUAAUUUAUAGGUUAAAAAUCAGCUUUUUGAAGAAUUCUACUACAUAUGUUAUUUCCAUCACAUUAUUUUAUAAGCAUUUGACUCACUGCUUGAGGUUUAGGUAUUUAAACCAAAACUAUUUUUUUAAUGUAAUUUCUCCCUCACCGCUAUUAGGAACUAUUGCUAUUUCAACUUUAGAACUGACAAUGUUCUCAUUAAUAUUGUUUUACUAAGUUUUAAUUAUUGAAUAUGAUCUUGCUUUUUAUAGAUUUUUAUUCCUCACUUUUUAUUCCAAGGAAAAAGUUACUGGGCUUUAAAAACCAACAUGAAGUUUGUGAAAUGGAUUGGAUUAAUGUCUGUUUUAUUUAUAUAUCAAUUUAUUCAUAAUUUAUGAUCAUACGAUGCAAUUUUGUUUCGUAAACUAUUUGCAACACAACCCUAUUUUAUUCCUAAAAUCAAUGCUCCCAUUGAAUGAAAAAAUAAGUCAUGAUGAAAUGGUGUUUGUGGUGGUUGUUGUUUGUUUUUUUGUAUAAUUUUAUUGGUCUACUGUGUACAUAAUUUUGAUUUUAAUUGAGCAUUUAUCCCAGUUGGUAGUGUUUCUUGAAUGUUCAUCAAAUCGUCAAUAUGUUUUAAAAGACAUCCUCAAUAAAUACGCAUCUUGUUUACAUUUGCCCUUAUUAUUUUAUAUGAUAAUAACCACUAUAUAUUGUUUUAAAUUAAUUUUGAAGUGCAGAUAUUAAAUUUGAUUUUGUUUAUGUAUUGAUUCUCUACUACAUGUAGUUCCAUGGCAGGAUGGACAAGUGUUGGGAUUAAUAAUGAGAUUGUAAAAAUUUAAACAGUUUUGUCUCUAAGUAUUUCUACUUGAUUUGUUGCGGUCUAGAUUAACUAGAGCACAUUUAUUGCAGCCUGUCCAGUUUUAUUCAGUGAUUUUUAAUACAUAGAUCUAGAUGUAUGUGUUUUUUUCUUGCUUUUCUGCCCACUUUGCAUGCAUUUGCUUUGUAUCUUAAGCAUUUUUGUUUUUGAUAUUAUAUUGGGAGAUGAAAGAUUAUUUUUUACACUAUCACAAUCACGUUCAACUUGCACUUUGCCAUACAACUGGUGCUGUUCUUUCUUAAACAGUAUGUAUGAUAGAUGUAUUGAAUGUAAUAAAUGUAAUUGAUCCAAGUGAGAUAUUU